AUGGAACGAAACACUGCUGGCAAUCCGGACACAAACCACCUCCCGCACAGUCUAACGAGUGGAACAAAUUUGCUCCCGCCGAACGACAAGCACAAAGGGAACCUUGCCUCGAACCCGUUCCGUUGUAACUGUCAUCUGGGUUGGUUCUCAGAUUGGCUCCGCAAGAAGCAACUUGGUGGACCUCCGGCACGUUGUGCCUCGCCGGCCAAGGUUCGCGACGUCCCCGUUAAGUUUGCCCAUUUCGAGUUCAAGUGCACCUCCGAAGCGGAUCAGGGAUGCCUCGGGGAAGGCUAUUGUCCACCAUCGUGCACCUGUACCGGAACGGUGGUACGCUGCUCGCGAAACAAACUGAAAGAAAUCCCCAAAUCUAUUCCGUCCGAAACGACCGAACUGUAUUUGGAAUCGAACGAAAUCUCAAUGGUGCAUACGAAUCGAAUCAGUCAUCUGAAGUCACUGACGCGAUUGGACCUGAGUAACAACAAGAUAGGAAUCCUCUCAAACCACACAUUUGCCAAUCUGAGCCGACUUUCGACGCUCAUCAUCAGUUAUAACAACCUUCAAUGCAUUCAGCAAUAUGCUCUCGCAGGACUGAAACACUUGAAGGUACUCUCUUUGCAUGGAAACCACAUCUCUAUGAUUCCUGAUGGCACCUUUGCGGAUCUCCAAUCGAUCACCCAUAUCAAUCCUCUCUACUGUGACUGUUCCCUGAAAUGGCUAUCGGAAUGGGUAAAACGAGAUUAUGUUGAACCAGGAAUCGCACGUUGUGCUGAACCGGAACUGAUGAAGGACAAACUCAUCCUGUCCACACCGGCGAGUCAGUUCGUGUGCAAAGGGAAGGUUAGCAACGAGAUUCUAUCAAAGUGCGACGCUUGCUACAUUCCAUGCAAGAACAACGCGGUCUGCAAGCCGCUACCCGAGCGUCAAUACGAGUGCCAGUGUCCCCCGGGUUAUCACAGAGCUCACUGCGAAUUUAUGAUCGAUGCCUGCUAUGGCAAUCCAUGCAGAAAUAAUGGAACGUGCACGGUUCUGGAGGAGGGACGGUUCAGCUGUCAGUGCGUAUCUGGCUUUUCUGGUGCCAGAUGUGAAAUCAACAUCGAUGACUGCACCGGCCACAAAUGCCAGAAUAAUGCCACAUGCGUGGACGGUGUUAACUCAUACAGUUGUUCCUGUGUUCCGGGUUACACUGGCCAGUUCUGCGACUCAAAGAUUGAGUUUUGCGGGAAGGAUUUCAACCCAUGCCAGAAUGGCGCCAAAUGCGUCGACCAUUCAACUCACUACAGCUGUGAAUGUGUACCGGGAUAUCGAGGUCUUAAUUGUUCGGAAAAUAUUGACGAUUGCGUCAAUCACAUGUGCCAGAAUGGAGGCACCUGUGUCGAUGGUAUCAAUGACUACUUUUUGCAAAUGCCCUCUGAGUUUACUGGAAAGUUCUGCGAAGGAACUCCGAUGGUGGCCAUGCUCUAUCCUCAGACGUCACCUUGUCAACAACACGAAUGCAAAUUUGGUGUUUUCCCAGGCUAUUCCGGAAAACGGUGCGAGUAUCUGACCAGUUUGACAUUCCUCCAUAAUAAUUCAUUCGUAGAAUUGGAGCCGCUACGCACAAAACCAGAGGCGAAUGUGACUAUCGUCUUCAGUAGUACCCAACAGAACGGAGUGUUGAUGUAUGACGGUAACAAUGACCACUUGGCAGUUGAGUUGUUCAACGGUAGAAUAAGAGUCAGUUACGACGUCGGAAACUAUCCCGUUUCCACGAUGUAUAGCUUCGAGAUGGUAGCCGAUGGGAAAUAUCACAUGGUAGAGCUGUUAGCUAUCAAGAAGAACUUUACGCUUCGUGUGGAUCGAGGUUUAGCUCGAUCGAUUAUCAACGAGGGAUCGAAGGAAUAUCUCAAGCUGACGACUCCCAUGUUCCUCGGAGGACUAUCGCCGGAACCAGGCCAGCAAGCUUACAAGUUGUGGCAUCUCCGGAAUCUAACCAGCUUCAAGGGAUGCAUGAAGGAGGUUUGGAUCAAUCACAAACAAGUCGAUUUUCUGAAUGCCGCUCGCCAGCAAAAGGUAACACCGGGCUGCGCUUUGCUCGAUGCCGAGAAUGACGGUGAAAUGGAGGAGGAUUUCAUGCAGGAGACGCCGAUGAUUCUGAAGGAGGUGGAUCCAUGCGACAAUCACCAGUGUAAGAGAGGCGGCAAAUGCAUACCGAACGGUCGAGGCGGCUACUCGUGCAAAUGUAAAAACGGGGCCAAGGGCAAAUUCUGCGACCAAGCGGGAUCGUCCACGUGUCGGAAGGAGCAAGUCAGAGAGUACUACACCGAAAACGACUGCCGCUCCAGGCAACCACUCAAGUACGCAAAAUGCAUCGGCGGAUGCGGAAAUCAGUGCUGCGCCGCCAAAGUCGUACGACGGAGAAAAGUACGCAUGGUGUGCAGCAACAAUACCAAAUACAUUAAGCACCUGGACAUCGUGCGCAAAUGCCAUUCAGUGCAAGUAGCAGCAUUCGAUAGUGUAGGAUUAGAAUCAACUAGGUUAGGCGAUAGAGUAAGCAGAAACGUUAGUUCUAGUGAGAAAUGGGUCAAUUUCGAGACCGACUUUGAUGAGGACGAGAUGAUGCAGAAUGACGAUGCGGGGGUGGUGGGUGAAACGACGCUGGACGAAACCAGCGAACCGAUGGAUGACUUCCAGAAGAUUAUGAAGCAACUGCAACAGUUGCAGACGAAGCCGUUAUUUACGCAAGAGGAAGACGAAGAAGUCAAAGAAGACGAUGAUCUUUUCGAUGAUGAGGAAAAUUAUGAAGACAUCCAUUCUUUGAUCCAAAAGCAAAAGCUAAACGAUGAGGAUAGCAAAAAGAAAGUGUUUGACGAUGAAGACGAUGACUAUUAUGAUGACUACAGCGAUGAAGAGUUCGAUGGAAAGAAAAGUGAGCAGAAACCAUCAGUAAGUUCGUCAUCGGACGGUAAAAUGUGA
Armigeres subalbatus is the source of this 2952-nucleotide messenger RNA. RefSeq names its product protein slit-like. The coding region runs from base 1 to 2952 and encodes 983 amino acids. The record is from RefSeq and is a predicted model, not a curated record. Gene Ontology annotation, molecular function: calcium ion binding; Roundabout binding; heparin binding. The transcript has 10 exons. Gene Ontology annotation, biological process: axon guidance. Lineage: Eukaryota; Metazoa; Arthropoda; Insecta; Diptera; Culicidae.